Anguilla anguilla (European eel) is the source of this 5342-nucleotide messenger RNA. RefSeq lists its product as uncharacterized. Gene Ontology annotation, biological process: regulation of transcription by RNA polymerase II. The transcript has 2 exons. Gene Ontology annotation, molecular function: DNA-binding transcription activator activity, RNA polymerase II-specific; RNA polymerase II cis-regulatory region sequence-specific DNA binding. Gene Ontology annotation, cellular component: nucleus. Lineage: Eukaryota; Metazoa; Chordata; Actinopteri; Anguilliformes; Anguillidae. The record is from RefSeq and is a predicted model, not a curated record. Bases 392 to 3550 code for a protein of 1052 amino acids.
CUGGGCGCGGAAAUGCAGUUCAUUCGCCCGCUGGUUAUUCCGAAUCGUCACCACAGAACCGCUCUCUGAUCUUUACAAAGCAUGGUUUGAGAAUAAUAGCUAGCUAACUCGCUAGUUAGACAAUUCUGGGACACACCAGAUAUCAGUUUUUCUUCUAUCUGGCACCCAGUUCAAACAAAACUGGCAUGCAUCGCAACAGAGCAGAAGAUACAAGCGGAACAAAAACACUAAAAUAGGUAGCUGGCUAGUUAGCUUGCCAACAAGACACAUUUGUGUUUACUGGACACCCUCCUUCCUUGGCCAUUCAGCUUAUCUGAUCACACUUGCUUCAGGAUAACAGAAGAAACAUUUUGACAUCAAAGAUCCCAGUCUCUGUUUUAGAUCUGUAACCAUGUUGGGACUUCAGAACACCAGAACUGGCGACCUGCCGACCAGGACCUAUCGCUGUGUGGCUUGUGCGGCCACAUUCUCAGGGCUGUCCUCUUUACUGGUCCACCAGGCCUCACAUGCCAAUGAUGGAAACCCACUGGACAAGCUUCAGCCACCCUUAAGCCCGCCAGGGAUCUCCUGCACCCACUGCAGCAUCGUGUUUGCCAAUAAGGAGCUCAUGAAUCAGCAUCGUUGUGGAGCCCUCCCUACCUCUUCAUCCAGUUUCAUAUGUGAGUGUGGAGAACAGUUCCAACGCCAUGGCGCUCUGUUGGACCAUAAACGUUUACAACACCAUAGCUCUGAUCUCCAGGUUCAGGACUGUUCUGUAGAUGAGGAAAACAAAUGCGAAACAAAGGGGACUGUCUCUAGCCCACUUGACCAAACAAACCCAUCCUCUAGUCAGGGUUUCAGCCCCGUUUGUGGUUCAGAUUCAGGCACUACUGAACUCCAGCUCAUCCCGCUUCUGACUGGCACGGCGACUGCCCCUGAGAAUGAAAGAAGGGAGGAUUUUUCAGUGCCAACCACACGUCUGUCUCAUUUUACCAAAUCCCCCCUGGUCCCAGGGCAGCUCAUGACUGCCCCUGUCUCCCAGCCUGUGUUAUUCAGUGCAUUGCCAGCCUUCACAUCACCACAGGAUCAACCCUUGCUCUUUGGAGGCAAGGCAAUGGGACCCUUUCUGUCAUCAAAUGUUUCCACCUCCAGCAGCAUUCUCCCGCUACACCAACCGCAAGACCUCCAGCAACCCAAGAAAACUUUGAAAAAGAUGUUGUUUUCAGAACUGGUGAAGCGCUUACCACCAGCUCGGAUGUCUUGGAAUCAUACCAAGGGGAAUACUUUCUCCAAAAAUGCAGUGAGCACUGUGGCAGGUGUGGAAGCAUCGCCUGCAUCACCUUCGGGAACUUCAGUACGUCAGCUCCGAAAACUGCUGGCCAAAUCUGCUGCAAAGAAAAAAGCUUUAUCUCAAGCGUCUGCCAUUUUGAAUCUUAUCACUUCAAGUAAACCCCACACCAAAAUGGCUAAUGACAUUGUCAAUUUGAAUAGGACUUUCCUCCCUGUGGUUGCGCUUGUGACACGCCAGAAGCUGUUGGGCAGUGGCAAGGAUGGGAUGGAGGGGCGACACCAAUGUGGCCGCUGCCGGAAGAUUUUUCAGGACAUGGACAGCCUGAUUCUACAUCAUGCUGUGCACAGGAAGGAAAGGGUUAAUGGCUGCCGUCGCUGUGGUCAUCUACUUAUUGGUAAAUUAGCCAUUCCAGAAAACCACUUGUGUCCCCAGACCUCCAGCUUAUCUCCCCAAGAUAUUUUCUCAGUGGGAAUUCUGCUCUCCUCUCGCUCGGGCACUCAUGCGCACUCCAGCCAACCGGGCAGUGUGGUGGCUAAUACCUUGCAGAUGACCACCCCCCUCCCCAGUACAAAGAAGAAUUAUCACUGUUUCCUCUGCAAUCAGAGCUAUACUCGCUUAUACGGUCUAAAAAAGCACAAGUGUCUUGGGAUGACUACCAUCCUCAAGGCUGCUGCAUCCCACAAGAAAGAUGGGGUCCAGUCCCCAGCAAUGGGGAUGAGAGUGGAUGGCGAGCUGAAAACAGCUGAGAAGCAGAAUGAAGUGGCGGGAGAUGAUUUGUCACUGACGCACAAAAGCGUUGGGGUGGGACCUGCAGGUCCGCUUGGUAUCAAAUUGGAGGCUUUCGAAGUGGGGUCUGUGACAGGAGUGAUGUCCCCUCAAUGCCUGGAGGCUGAACGUCCUCAUUUGGGAGUCAACCCAGGCUCACCCAAGAUGUUCAUGCCCUUUCCUCACAAUUCAGCCGAACAUACACUGUCAAAACCUCCGCCAUCACAGACGGAGGGAAGCUGUGAUUUUCCUGCGCAAGGUUUUCCACCUGUACGCCAAGGUAAUUUGGAAGAGGACAAGAGAGAAGGCGAAAUGGCUAGUGGCGGUGCAGAGAGAGGGAAGGGAAAGGGACAGUGGACAGUGCCGAUAGAUGAUUCAGAAAUUGAUCAACUCAUAGAGGCAGAGGGCGCUGAUGAUGAUGACGAUAAUGAGGAGGAAGUGGUGGAAUCCAUUAUUGAGAAAUCCAUUGAUUCUACACAAAAUCAGAACAGCUCUCAGAAUCAGGCUUUUCAAGGAGUCGGUAAAUGUUUCACCUGCUGUCACUGUGGAAAAAGCUAUACUCGGCGCUUCACCAUGCACCAGCACCAAAAGAAAUGCCCCUUAGGAGUAAGGCCGGCGAUGCAGCAAAAUGUGAGGAAGACACUGAAAGCCAGUAAAGCCUGGCCGGGCAAGCAGAGCUUUGAUUGUCUCCAGUGUGGGAAGAGCUUCAGCUACAGGGACACACUGGUUCUGCAUCAGAGAAACUGCCAGCUAAGGAACGGCAGAGGUGAUGGGCACGGAGACCCCUCUGGCCCAAAAAAGAGGAGCAGUAUGCCACUGCAACAGGACCAUUUAGCCAGCCAGGGGAAGCUGUUUGUGUUGCCACCAGCUCCAAAACCAAAAGGCAGCAAAAAACCAACCACUGGUGGAGAUUGGGGCAUUAUGUCAUUGCCGUCUGUCCUGCCAAGAAAGGUAACUUGUGAGUGUGGUGAAGGGUUCACCUGCCCACGCCUUCUGUUUGAGCACCUGCAGUUGCACGCCCAGGAGUCCUACAUCUGUCCAGACUGUGGUGAGAACAUGACGUCCUGGCCAGUCUUCGAGGCCCACCUUCGCAAACAUCAGCGUGCUGCGUGCCAAAAGUGCAACCAGACUUUCAGUCAUCGCAAGUCACUGCAAAGGCACCUGAAGAAGAACAGGUGCAGGAGCAACGCCGCGGCGGAGAAGAAGCACUGCUGUCCGCGCUGCAAGCUGGAGCUGCCCAACGCACUCGGCCUCAAGCUUCACAUGCAGAGCCCGGCCUGUAAACCUCCCCACAAGGUCCUUCGAUGCCCCGUGUGCAUGCGUGCAUUUGGUGGGGUAGAGGGGCUCCAGAAGCACCUGAUGGUCCACACUCACCCAAAUGCCUUUCACUGUCAGCUGUGCCAGCGCAGCUAUCCCAGCCUCACGUCACUGAAAGACCACCGAAGGAAGGUUCACCGCACGGUGAAGGAGAAGAGUUCAGGUCAGGAGAGCGUGGGAGGGGUGCCAGUAUUAUGAGCACUUUUUUUGCUAAAAGACAUUUAAUGAUGAGAUUUGUUCCCCCAUCCCCCCCCCCCCCACACACACACACACACACACACACACACACAAAGGGGAAUAUCCCUGUCUUCCAUAAAACCUGGAAAGUUAAAAAAAAAAACUAAAAGGGAAUAUCCUAGGCAGAAAGUGUUUUGGACUACUUUACCAAACACACUAACAAAAAAUGAGAAUGUCUGGUUCAUUCCAGCAAUUCAGACAUUUCUAUGUUCAAAUCGAUCAGUGGACAAUGAAUGCGUUUUUUUUUUCACUUGGCAGUCUAGUUUUGAUUUGUGAUUUCCCCCCAGCCCCAACCCCCCCCCCCCCCCCCCCCACACCAUUUUUCCAUGGUCAUUGUUUCGAACUGAACAGUGUGAUGUGUAUUCCUGUAUUACAGUUAUUAAAAAGACUUCAAUAAUUUACUUGAACUAAUGUAGGCUGACGUUAAACUGAAUUCCAUUUUAGAUCUGUAUUUCAUGUUCUUGUUAGUAAAGUGAAACAUACAAAGCACUAGUAAGAACAUGUUUAUUAUUAAAAAUGUGAUGUUUUAAGUUGCACGAUGAUGGCCAGGAUGGCCAAAGCAUCAUAUUUAUUAUGAUAAAAUAAACAUAUUUUAUGUGCAAAUGUCACACCUUUCAGCUUAUCUGCAAGCAUCAUUUUUAAGCUCGCGCCUUGAGCACAAACUUUCCCACAUUUCUUAUCAUAUAUAAAGUAUAUGGUUUGAGUUCAUAACUAUAUUGAUGGGCCUGAUAAAUAAAUGCAAGAUGUGCAUUUAUAUUCACAUUAAUGUUUGAAAUGUGUUUUUUUAAGUCAAAAAGUGGUGGUUUUAUCUGUCCAUUAGAAAGGGGUAGUUUCACCCAAACCUCAGUUUGAUAAAGCUUUGUAAAAUUAGUUGAAUCAGACAUUGUCUUGAUCUCAAUAAACUGUUGAAACUGAGUGAAAUUUGCUGCAGAUGCACAAUUUAAUAACAGAAUAUCGUAUACGUUGUUUCCAUGAGAAGGGAAUGUGAACUACAAAUGAAGACUAGUGAUAACCCCUGUCUGCAAUUUAACCAUAAUUUCAGAAGUGUGUGCUUUCUACAACAGUUCAAUAUGUGUAGUAUAUAGCCUAGUCAGUUAAAUAAUGGUGUUGAAGUAGGCUAUUUAGAAACUUAGAUAACAUACCUGAGGGGAUGCAAGAGCAAACGCAUUGCAUGGAAGAUGAAGCAGAAGUACUCAUUUUUGAAUAAUGAACAUGGCUGUUCUACAAUUUAAAGGUUUAAUAUCAUGUCCUUUGUCAAUGAACUAGGACAUUUUUAGAAAAUGUCAUCUAUAGUAUAUAUGUUCUGCAUUUUUUUUUACACUUGUAAACAUGUAAGUAAAGUGUGUUAAACAUGACUGUAUUCAUCAUGCAACAUUCGUAAAUAAAUACACAGGAUAACUAUAAGGGACUUGUGGAAUUACUACACCGAUUUUUUGAUUUGUUGUAUGCCUUAAAUGGGUGCAUGUAAAAAGGCCUUUUAAAAACGUACUUUCCUAUAGUGCAGUACUUUUUCAGAUCUUUUCUGAAAUGUGUAUGUCUACAGAUGUAACACUAGACAAUGUUCAAACAUAGAUAUUGUCAUCUGAAAGUUUAUUUUUUAAGGAGUUAUUCCAUUCAAAACCAGACAUUCAUCAUUUUUAAGCUGUAGGCACAUUAUAUACCCUUGCUGUGUACAGAAAUUCCCAUUUUCCUCACUUAGGUGCACACGAUGGCUUAAAAAAAACAAAAAAAACAUACAGGUACAUUUUAUGAA